This is a messenger RNA of Corythoichthys intestinalis (scribbled pipefish), 5743 nucleotides long. RefSeq lists its product as uncharacterized. The transcript is spliced from 9 exons. The record is from RefSeq and is a predicted model, not a curated record. The coding region runs from base 65 to 1393 and encodes 442 amino acids. Lineage: Eukaryota; Metazoa; Chordata; Actinopteri; Syngnathiformes; Syngnathidae.
CCAACGCCGUGUCAUGUUGAUUGUUUGACGUCAUUGAUUAUUUGUAUUGAUUUUGGCAGUCGUCAUGUUGUCCCGCCCCCCAUCUGGACCGACUCCGACUCAUCCUCUCUCGUUGGCUGACAAAGAUGUCGACAGAGCCGCACAAACACUUCCCCCUCCUCAUCCUCAGUGCAACUGUUCUUGCGCCUCGUUGUUGCCCCGCCUCCUGGCCGCCCACAGAAUGGAGGUACGCCGUCUCCUGCGCGGGGCCCUCGUCUCGUUGGGCCGACGGGUGGAUGCCCUGGAGAGGGGCGGCGGCAGGAACAGGAGGAGGGUCGUAAAGAGUGCGAGGCGGAGCCGCAGAGGGAGAGAAGAAGAGGAGCGGCCGCAGGAGGAGGAGGCGGUCCAAACCUACGAGAGGUUCGUCGGGCGCAUGGUCGUCUGUCAGACGGGAGGCGGAGCUGCCGAGCGCGUGCCGCUCACGCUCUUCAACUUUGAACCCGGGACACGGCGGGAAGAAGGCGGCCGAUCGCCGAAAGCCGUCGUCGUCGGGCACAACGGUUACAGCGCCUGGUCGCAGAACACUUGGCUGGAUUUUCUGCGAGCCAUGGGCAACCAAUGGCGGGGCCGCCCCGCUCCCUACCGCAGCCAAUGGGGAUUCUCCGAUCGGGCUCAGUUACCGCCCCUCCGGCACUCCGCCGCCUUCGUUCUGCGCCUGUCGCCAGCGGCGCUCGCAGUCCUGGCCGGGGUGACGGACGGUGGUCCCCGCCGGCCCCUGGCGGACCGGACGGCCCCACCCAGCCUAGCGGCGGAUCACUGUUACUUCCAAGCUGCCGAGCUCAGACUGCGACGGUCCAAGAGAAGAGCUGAUCCCUCCGCUCGGAAGCGGCUACCGGCCCUGCCUCUCCCUCCCCGCGCUCCCUCCUCCGCUCUGCUCCCGGCCGGCCCAUCGGCCGCCGGCUCCAGGGAGAAAGCCAAGCGCGUAUCACAGAUCCGAAUCCGCCGAGCGUCCCCACGAGAAACGCCGCUGACGCCCAUGGGGCUUCCCAAGGUCAAAAGGUUGAAGAAGAAGGAGUUCAGCGUGGAAGAAAUUUACACUAAUAAAAACUACAAAAGUCCUAGCAACAACAGGAGUCUGGAGACCAUCUUCGAGGAGCCGCAGGAGAAAGACGGAACCUUGCUUCUGAUUGGCCAGCAGAGACGCCGCCGGCUCCUUCUCUUUCCUGACUUCACCCAGCCCAGGAAAAGGAAAAGGGCUUUAGGUGCGGGAGUGGCCGCCGUCGUGCCCAGAAAGCGAGCGGCCCGGCGCCAGUACCGCGCGGGGGCCGACGACGGGUCGGACCUGGACGUGAUGCUCGUGGAGAGGCUGAGCGCAUUGGAAAGCUUCCUGGCCGCUCAGGGCACCGACGUGUGACCACACUUCCACAUUUAGUUCUUAACAAAUUGAAGCCAUUUUGGCACAAAUAAAGUUGAAAUCGGUGCUCGCCGACAAACGUCUCAAGAAUUGGGCGUCUGUUGCCGUCAGUGGCGGAUGACGCACCGUCCAUCCAGCGAGGAUCUGGGUACAUUUAAUGGUCACUUCUUUUUGAUUUUGGGGCAUUUGUAGGUCAGUUCCUUUUGAUUCCGGGUCUCCUCCCUGUCCAAAUGGAUUGCACGCGCAAUCCCAAACGGACUGGACGUCUAUCAUCAUCAUUAUCAUCAUCAGAGGAGAGAGAAUGUUUAAUCAAAAAAAUAUGUAUAUGGCGGAAAACACAGACAAGAUUGAAAAAGCACUUUCUGCUCUUGCACUUCUCUUUAAAAGAAACGGCUGUAUUUUAAGCUAAAACAAGUGUUGUGUUUGAUAGAACAAUAUGUCUACAUGCUGCCAUAGCAGAUUCAUGGCGCAUUAAGCCCCCGAACAAUUUUUAAUUUGUCUGUUUUACCCUGAAAACCCCAGUUAAGACGUUGCGCAACCGCUUUUGUUUCAACCCAGCCAUAAAACAAAGGUAUUUAAUUAUAUUUAUUCAAAAUGUCUGUCGUUUUUAGCUUCGAAUCAUUAAAUGUCUCAUAUUUCAUUAAAAAAAAAAAAAAAAAAGAAAUUAUUCGGUCACAUAUUUUUAAACUUUUCAACAAAUUAUGUCACAAUGAAAAAAAAUGGCGUCUAAAAAAUUCACGGAUAUCUCCCUCAUAACUAUCGCUUAAUUUUUAAAUUUAUUUAUUUAUUUUUGUUACUGUCGCAUUUUUUCCGAUAUUUUAGAUGAUAAAUAAUCGAUCCAAACAAACAAAAAAAAAAAACGUUUAAAAUGGUAAAUAUAUGAAAAAGAACAUACAGAAUAUACUGGUCCUUCUCAAAAAAUUAGCAUAUUGUGAUAAAGUUCAUUAUUUUCUGUAAUGUACUGAUAAACAUUUCAUACAAACAUUUCAGACUUUCAUAUAUUGUAGAUUCAUGACAAACAACUGAAGUAGUUCAAGCCUUUUAUUGUUUUAAUAUUGAUGAUUUUGGCAAAAAAGUCAAGAAAAAACAAAGAAAAAACAAAAAUCCCUAUCUCAAAGAAUUAGCAUACCAUAAAAGGUACUCUAAAGAAGCUACUAACCUAAUCAUCUGAAUCACCAAAUUAACUCAAAACCCCUGCGAAAUAUUCCUGAGGCUUUUAAAAACUCCCAGCCUGGUUCAUUACUCAAAACCGCAAUCAUGGGCAAGACUGCCAACCUGACUGCUGUCCAGAAGGCCAUCAUUGACACCCUCAAGCCAGAGGCUAAGACACAAAGAAAUUUCUGAGCGAAUAGGCUGUUCCCAGUGUGCUGUAUCAAGGCACCUCAGAAGUCUAUGGGGUGGCAGGAUACGCUGCACAACCAGAGAAGGUGACCGCACCCUGAGAAAGAUUGUGGAGCAGGGCCGAUUUCAGACCUUGGGGGACCUGCAUAAAGAGUAGACACAGUCUGGAGUAGAAACAUCCAGAGCCACCGUGCACAGGCGUGUGCUGGAAAUGGGCUACAGGUGCCGCAUUCCCCAGGUCAAGCCACUUUUGAACCUGAAACAGCGUCAGAAACGCCUGACCUGGGCUACAGAGAGGCAGCACCGGACUGGUACUCAGUAGUCCAAAGUACUUUUUUCAGAUGAAAGCAAAUUUUGCAUGUCAUUCAGAAAUCAAGGUGCCAGAGUUUGGAGGAAGACUGGGGAGAAGGAAAUGCCAAGAUGCCUGAAGUCCAGUGGCAAGUACCCACAGUCAGUGAUGGUCUGGGGUGCCAUGUCAGCUGCUGGUGUUGUUUUAGUGUGUUUUAUCAAGGGCAGGGUCAAUGCAGCUAGCUAUCAGGAGCACUUCAUGCUUCGAUCUGUUGAAAAGAUUUCAUUUUUUAGCACGACCUGGCACCUGCUCACAGUGCCAAAACCACUGGUAAAUGGUUUACUGACCAUGGCACUACUGUGCCCAUUUGGUCUGCCAACUCUCCUGACUUGAACCCCAAAGAGAAUCUCGGGGAUAUUGUGAAGAGGAAGUUUCUCUUAUAUAUAUAUAUAUAUAUAAUUAUUUUUAUUGUUUUCCAGUCACAAGUUAAAUUUGACAUACAGUACAUUCCUCAAUAAUGAAAUCCAACUUACACACUAUGUGACCUUGACGUAUAAACAUACAUACAAACCAAAAAACACAAACAGCACCUCAUCAUCUGUAAAUAUACUACUGGACUGUCUCAGAAAAUUAGAAUACACAAUAUUCUAAUUUUCUGAGACAGUCCUGUAUAUUGUUCUAUGUAAAGGACGUCAGCCAAGGUCGGCCCCCCACAUUUUUACCACGCCAAAUCUGGUCCCCUUUGCAAAAAGUUUGGACACCCCUGCUUUAAAUGGUGGAUUAAUGUACAGGACUGUCUCAGAAAAUUAGAAUAUUGUGUAUUCUAAUUUCCUGAGACAGUCCAGUAUAUAAUAGGCCAAUGCAGUUUAACAGCACCAGAUAGCCCCACACAGUGCUCCCAAAAAAAUCAACAUUCAAUAUGAACUUUGGGUCCGGUGGGAGGAGCGGCCCCAUACCAUAUGUGAAGAGGAAGUUGAAAGACACCAGACCCAACACUGUGGAUGAGCUUAAGGCUGCUAUCGAAGCAUCCUGGGCCUCCAUAACACCUCAGCAGUGUGACUUUGAACGUGGCAUGGUUGUUGGUGCCAGAAGGACUGGUCUGAGUAUUUCAGAAACUGCUGAUCUAUUGGGAUUUUCACGCAUAACCAUCUCUAGGGUUUACAGCAAAUGGUCCGAAAAAGAAAAAAUAUCCAGUGAGCCGCAGUUCUGUGGGCGGAAAUGCCUUGUUGAUGCCAGAUGUCAGAGGAGAAUGGCCAGACUGGUUCGAGCUGAUGGAAAGGCAACAGUGACUCAAAUAACCACCCACUACAACCAGGGCCGUCCCAGGCCAUUUGGGGGCCCUAAGCAAAAUAAUGACAAGGGGCCCAUAUUUUUGUCCCACCAUUUCGUCACAGUGUACUGUGAAACUCAUAUAUGCAAUCCAACCAAUACGUCCAUAUUUUGUAUAUUAAUCAGAUUUUGCUGAACUGCAUACUUCAAACUUCUCAUCCCAAAUGACUGUCAGUACUUACAGUAGAUGGCGCCAAACCUUUUUCUGAAAGAGGAAAAGAAGGAAUACUUUUAUUUUUUUAAGCUUGUAAUCAAGUAUCAAAACUCACAAAAGUAAAAUAGGGCAAACUGUAGAAAACUGAUGUUUGCAUUGAUAAACGACAAUGUGCGCCACAUUAUUCACGAUGCUCUCUUAACAACGUAUAAAUUAGGUUUCCAGAUUGGGGGCCCCCUAGUGGUCAGGGGCCCUAAGCAGCUGCAUAGUCUGCGUAUAGGCUGGGCCGGGCUUGACUACAACCAAUGUAGGCAUCUCUGAACGCACAGUACGUUGAACUUUGAGGCAGAUGGGCUACAGUAGCAGAAGACCACGCCGGGUGCCACUCCUUUCAGCUAAGAACAGGAAACUGAGGCUACAAUUUGCACAAGCUCAUCGAAAUUGGACAAUAGAAGAUUGGAAAAACGUUGCCUGGUCUGACGAGUCUCGAUUUCUGGUGCGACAUUCGGAUGGUAGGGUCAGAAUUUGGCGUCAACAACAUGAAAGCAUGGAUCCAUCCUGCAUUGUAUCAACUGUUCAGGCUGGUGGUGGUGGUGUAAUGGUGUGGGGAAUAUUUUCUUGGCGCUCUUUGGACCCCUUGGUACCAAUUGAGCAUCGUUGGAACGCCACAGCCUACCUGAAUAUUGUUGCUGACCAUGUCCAUCCCUUUAUGACCACAAUGUACCCAACUUCUGAUGGCUACUUUCAGCAGGAUAAUGCACCAUGUCAUAAAGCUGGAAUCAUCUCAGACUAGUUUCUUGAACAUGACAAUGAGUUCAAUGUACUCAAAUGGCCUCCACAGUAGACAGAUCUCAAUCCAAUAGAGCAUCUUUGGGAUGUGGUAGAACGGGAGAUUCGCAUCAUGGAUGUGCAGCCGACAAAUCUACACCAACUGUGUGAUGCCAUCAUGUCAAUAUGGACCAAACUCUCUGAGGAAUGCUUCCAGCACCUUGUUGGAUCCAGUGUUGAAUUUAUGCCACGAAGAAUUGAGGCAGUUCUGAAGGCAACUGACCAGCUCGCGGCGCUGCUGCACUCUUGUCACGAAGCGACAAGGAAGAAGAACGAGCCAAUAGGAGGCGACACAUGACGUCACAAGAGUUGACGCUGGCUGAACAGAAACGUAUGCAAAAAAAGUUUCGUUGCAAGAAAAGGUAUUUCUCAAAAGUGCUUAGAUGACCGGAAGCGCUAGUUUCCCUCA